This is a messenger RNA of Rotaria sp. Silwood1, 2175 nucleotides long. The record is from the annotation of a GenBank genome assembly. Lineage: Eukaryota; Metazoa; Rotifera; Eurotatoria; Philodinida; Philodinidae.
AUGAUAAAAAUUAUUCAAUAUUUUCUUUAUUUAUUAAUCUUUACUGUGUAUAUAAUGAAUAUACAUUCGCAUGAUGAUUUUAAAUUUUUAUAUGAUGAUAAUGAUAUGAAUGAUAUUCUACAUGAAAAAUUAAUUGAAAAUAUAAAUAAUAGAGUUAAACGAGUUGUUAUUGAUGAUACAACAAUAAAUUAUGAUGGAUCAGGAAGCGAAACUAUAACAGUAGAAUCAUCAACAACAUAUUCGAAUACUAUUUCAGUAACAAUGGAAUCAAUUAUUUCGACAAUAGAGAUGACUACAGAAUCGACUAUAGUUUGGUCACCAUAUUUUGUUCCAUGUAAUAAUGCUACUCAAGUACAAUUAACCAAUGGAACUUGUGUACUCAAAUCUGACGGUCAAAUAUUGGCAGCUAAUACAUUGCGAAGUAAUACUACAAAUUCGACUAUUAUUGCUGAUGCUCUUUCAUUAUAUAUAAGUUCAGUUGCCAAUUCAAAUACAUCAUUAAAUUCGACAUAUACAUUAACACCGAAUGACAUUGAUGUUUCUCUUACUAAAAUAAAUGCUUCUAAUUUAACAAUAAACACUAAUGAUUCAAUACUUGUGGUACAAAAACCUGAACAAGGAGGUACUGUAUUCGUUUUGGGUGCUUCAUUUAGUCGUGGUAUUGGUGGUCAAAUUGUCAAUACUGCUAAUAAGGACAAUAUUACAGAUUCAAACUUAUCAAGCGCUGCUAUCAUUAGUGAUAGUGCAUUAAUUGGUGCUACAUCUCUGAAUAUGCUUAUUAUUGAUAAACCUACAACAUAUGAAACGUUAGAUAAUUCAACGAAUAAAACUCUUGCAUCAUCUGUUAUUGUUGUAGCAGUAAAGAGAAAUAGUUCUGUAUCUGUACCGACGAAUAUUACUCUAUAUUUUCAAGUUUUAAACGAAUAUAAACCGAAUACAACCGUCGAUUACUUGUGUUCAUUUUAUGAUACAAUUAAUUCAACAUGGAAUGAAUCUGGUUGUAGUAUACCUCGAUAUAAUAGUGAAUUUAAUCGAUAUGAAUGUAGUUGUAAUCAUUUAACUUCAUUUGCUCUUAUUUGGUUACCUAGAACACCACUUACUUCUUAUCUUGAUGCACAAGAUAUUGGUUCACUUGUUUGUUUAUCAAUAUCAAUUGUUUGCUUUUUAGUUACUAUUAUUCAUGCUAGUAUAAUAAGAAUUCGUGAUCCAAAAAUGGGUUUUAGAUCAUAUGAUUUAUUUCCUUUAAUAUCUUCUGCAAGUACAACAAUUCUUUUUAUAUUUUAUAUAGCUUUAGGACUGACAACAUAUACAAAAACAUCAUCUAUAAAUGAAACAAAAUGUUUUUUAAGUUCAAGUGUAUUAAUGUUUUUUGUUUAUUUCUUUUUAAUUUUAAUGUUUUGUGCUAAGACUAGUGUUGGUUAUUUUAAUUAUCUUCGGUUUGUUUGUUUAUUUCCACAACCAUCAGUUCGAAAAUUAUUUAUUAUGCUUGGUGUAUCAUUUUUUGUUUCUAUUGCAUGGGUUGCAUUUGCAGCUGGUUUUAAUUCUAAUUCAUCAUUUCAUAUUACACAAUUAUAUCCAUAUAAAAUUUGUUGGUUUACUCGUGAUGUUAUUUAUUAUUUUGUUACAAUACCUGUUUGUCUAUUUCUUUUAAUUAAUAUAAUUACAUUUAUUCUUGUUGCUCAUCGUAUAUUAAAUCAUGUACGAAAUGCAACAUCACCACAUCAAUCAUAUGAACGAAUGAAACGAUGUGUACUUAUUUUACUUUCAUCAUGUGCAACUCAAGGUAUUGGUUGGCUUUUUGGUCCAUUUUUGACAUUUGCUACACCAGAAGCCGGAAAUAUUUUAGGAUGGUUUUUUAUUAUAUUUAAUGGUUUAGAAGGUUUAUGGUCGAUUAUUUUAUAUAUAAUAAUACGUUCAAAACAUAUGGAUGAACAAAAACGUACUAUAGCUGCAAGAGAAUUUAGCAAAACAAAAAGUACAAUAAUAGAUAAAUAUAAAAAAUCAUCUAUUCAAGAAGAUCGUAAUGAAAAUAAUAUUGAUAUAGAAGAAAUUGAUAUAAAACAACGAAAUAUAUCAAAAGAAGAAUCAAAUUUAUUUGAAGAUUCUGAUAAUUUAAAAGAUAGACGUUGGCCUAAUUAUGAUGAUGAUGAUGAUGAUGAUAUUACUAGAGCAUAG